CGCCACAAUGAUGCACUAGGAGAAUUGAGAGGAAAACCAAAAACCAUUCAUUUCCUUUGUUUUGUGUGUGUUCUUCUUCUUGCUCUUUAAUUUUUUAAAGAAAAAGAAGAAGAACAUAAUCAUAAUAAAUAAUAAUAUGGCUUCCAAGGUUAUGUUCUCAUUCUUCCUCAUAUUCUCUUCAAUAGUUCAUCAAGGAAUCUCUCAAAGCCUUGAAGAACUUCUUGGAGGACUUGGAAAAAAUAUGGGAGUAGUGAAAGAAGCACAAUGCAUGCAAAAGCUAGUGGCUUGUAAUAAAUACCUGAAGGACCAAAGUAAUGUUCCUGAAGAAUGUUGUGGACCUUUGAGGGAAAUUGCAACAUCAAAUGACCAAGAAUGUUUGUGCGCUUUCUUCAACAACCAACAGAUGCUUGAUUCCAUGCAAAUCUCUAGGGAUGAUGCCAUGAAGCUUCCUAAUGCUUGUUCUGUCCCUGUUGAGAUUUCUACAUGCAACAAUGUACAAAGCCCACCAGUAUCAGAUAUAAAUCUAGACCCUAAAAUGUUUGGUCCACCUGCUGAAUCAUCAAGUGCGACAGGACUCAUCCGUUUUGGUGUUCCAAGCUUUUUUGCUUUGUUGGCUGCUGCUCUAUUUUAGAUUAAUAGUCCAACAAAAUUCAUGUAUAUGAAUCUUUGUUUAUUUGAUGCUGAAAAUUUUUUUAUUAUUGUUUUUGGGAUGGGGGCUUGCUUGAUGAGAUUAUAUUGAGAUUUCAUGUCAUCAAUUGCAACCAAAACGCAUGUACUUACAGCU
Messenger RNA from Arachis ipaensis, 784 nucleotides. Its product is annotated as non-specific lipid transfer protein GPI-anchored 3-like. The record is from RefSeq and is a predicted model, not a curated record. NCBI's taxonomy places the organism in Eukaryota, Viridiplantae, Streptophyta, Magnoliopsida, Fabales, Fabaceae.